GGUUCGGGCUCGGCGUGGGCUCGGGGUCCGUGCGGGUGCGACCCCCGAAGCGCAGCCAUGAGCCCCAAGAGCUGCCUGGGCUGCACCAAGUGCUUCCUCUUCCUCCUCAACCUCUUCUUCUUCUUCCUGGGCAUCCUCCUCCUCGCCUUCAGCUUCUGGGUCCUGUUCGACCGGCAGAGCUUCGCCGCCGUGCUGGGGUCGCCGCUGCUCAGCCUGAGGCUCUGCUCCUACGGCUUCUCGGGGGUCGGCAUGGCCACCAUGCUCCUGGGCUUCCUGGGCUGCCUGGGGGCCCUCAAGGAGGUCAAGGCCAUGCUGGGGCUGUACUUCGGGCUGCUGCUGCUGCUCCUCGCUGCCCAGAUCACCGUGGCCAUCAUCGUCUACACGCAGCGCGCCGCUCUGGCUGCCAAGGUGGCCACCUACGCCGAGGAGCUGAUCCGGAGCUACCCAGCCCAGGGACCACCUGGGGACCCCCACGAGAGCUGGGACGCUGUCCAGCAGCAGCUCGGCUGCUGUGGCUGGAAGGGACCCCAGGACUGGGAGCAGCACGAUGGGGACGGGGACAGAGCCAUCGCCUGCUCCUGCCUCAGGGCACCCAACAGCACCCACGGGAGCCCGGAGGUGCUGCCCCACGGCCGCUGCCCCACGGCCGCCCCCCAGGACACCUUCCCCACGGGCUGCAAGGAGAGAGUCCAGAGCUGGCUGGCCGGAAACCUGGUCACCAUCGUGGGGGCUUGCGUCGGCAUCGGCCUGGGGGAGCUCUCCCUGCUGAUGCUGUCGAUGUUCCUGCUCCGGAACCUGGACUCUCGCUACGAGAAGAUGCUGCGGGGGCUCUGA
Messenger RNA from Melozone crissalis (California towhee), 834 nucleotides. RefSeq names its product CD37 molecule (gene CD37). The transcript has 8 exons. The record is from RefSeq and is a predicted model, not a curated record. Bases 58 to 834 code for a protein of 258 amino acids. NCBI's taxonomy places the organism in Eukaryota, Metazoa, Chordata, Aves, Passeriformes, Passerellidae. Gene Ontology annotation, cellular component: membrane.